AAUCCGUGCCGCUGGAAUUAAAAUGAGCACUCCUGCUGAGCUGCUCUCCUCCUCCACAUAGCGCUGCCUUUUCUGCACAAGAUCUGUUUUAUGAGACUCCAACAGGCGACGCAGGAUGACUACUACCUUAUCGCUUGUGAUUUUGUGCGCUUCGGUGGCGUUAGUGUCGACGUCUAAGACGGAGCGGGCGGUGCUGCUCCCCUGUGAGACAAACCAGUACACCAGCACUGGAGAAUGCUGCCAAGAGUGUCCACCUGGAGAAGGAGUGGUGAAGAAAUGCGGUGCUACGCAGACAGUGUGCGCCCAGUGUUUGGACAGUGAGACCUUCUCAGAAAACUACAGUCUCACAGAGCAGUGCAGGCCCUGCACUGAGUGUACUGGCCUGAUGCGGAUGGAGACUCCCUGCACCGACUCCAAUGAUGCCAUCUGCAUCUGCAACUACAACUAUUUCUUCGACACAUUAUCAAGCCAAUGCAAGCCAUGUACGGUGUGUCCGGCAGGCCAGGGUGUGUUUGCACACUGCGAACAUGAUCAUGACACUGUGUGCGAGGAGUGUGUGGACGAUACCUUCUCUGACCGGGAAAGCUCCCUCGACCCCUGCCUGCCCUGCACCAUCUGUGAUGAGGAAACUGAGCAGCAGCUGGCUCUGUGCACACCAACCAGUGACUCUGUCUGUCAUAAUCCUCUCCUCCCAACAUAUUUUGCUUCAACCUCCGAAAUGGGUCUGUCUCCACCUUCCUUCACCAAUUACUUCCUCCCUGAUGGCUCAGAAAGCCCGCCGCCAGUAGGAGAGACAACCACGUCCAGCGCCGGCUCUCCUCGCUUCCUCGGCCACGGGCUCAACGAAAACCUCAUCCCCAUUUACUGCUCUAUCCUGGCAGCUGUGGUGGUGGGCCUCGUGGCCUACAUUGUUUUUAAGAGGUGGAAUAGCUGCAAGCAGAACAAGCAGGCAGCUAAUAACCGUGCGGCUACAAACAACCAGAUGGUGACGCCGGAGGGAGAGAAGCUGCACAGCGACAGCGGCAUCUCGGUGGACAGUCAGAGUCUGCAGGAGCAGCAGCAGCAGCAGCAGCAGCAGCAGGCCCAGGCUGAAGUCCAGACUCAGCCCUCACACUCUCACACACAGGAACAGAUAGUGGUGAGGGUGGAUGGUGGCCCCCAGCCUGACACGCCUCCCCCUGAAGUUUGAGGAAAAGGAGGAAGAAGAGGAGGCGUCAGAGCUUAAGACAGGGAUAGGAGAGUGGGGACUUGAACCAUGGACCAAAAAGAAAGCAGGGGGGGCCCACACGGGAAUGUAAAACUGAAUCUGAUUCAUAUGUGAAGUGGCCACAGGCCUCCCAGCACCUUUGGGCCACAGUUUGACUCUUCAUCCCUGCAUAUAGAGUGCAACUCUAUCUAUCAGUGUGCCUGGUCACGACCUCUACGGCAAUAUCAACCAAUGUCUGUACCAAUGUCACUGCAGAUACAUAACCAUAGAUAUAUGCCAGUGCAUCUCAUAUUAACUGAAUAUUCCAGUAUCUAUUAUUGACAUAAUUCUCACUAACUGCCAACUUAGUCUCCUCUGCCCCUUUCGAAGCUUUCCAUUUUCCAUCUAAUUCCACAAUCACUAGCCAUGAAAUGUAUGUGCCUGAAAGAUAUAUAGGCAGUUUCUCCAUUAUCUCCUCUUUCUUUUCUUUGUGCAUCAAAGAGACCUUUUUCCUGAGUGACCAACCUUUUCCCUCUCACAUCUUCCUCUGUGGCAUCCCACUCUCAUAUAAUCCUCUGUCUCUCUCCAUAGGAUUCACUCUAUUAGACCCCCGCCGUCAACUGCGAUACAAAAAACAGCGGGGGAGGCGUGAGUCACUAUCAACUUCUUCUGAACUUUCUUGUUCUUUUAUCAUUUAACCACAGACACAUUUCGUGGCAUGUUGUCUUGUAAAAUGUUUGCCUCAUUCUUUGAGAUUGGCUGCACCGACUGAUGCAAGUGACUCAUAUUCUGGAAGGUCAAUUGCUGUGCAGCCUGCUCGGUAAUCGACUAUUUUUCCUCAGCGAGAUCUUCUUCCUCACCCGCGGUCUCUACCCCUCUCACCCCUUCAUAGAGCCUCUAGGGAUUGUGUUUCAGUAAUUUCAUGCUUAUAAUAUAACACACCCAAAUGUUUGUCUCCUGUUUGUGGUGCAUUACUUUCAUUUUGUGGCUUAAGUUACAUGGCUGAUUCAGCAGGGUGCCUCCACAGUCCUUGAUGGAGCCUGGAUGUGCAGCAUGAGACAAACAUCUCUGGACUGUGGAGCUCUGCUGACUUACUGCGAUGAGUUGACAUGUCUGAGGGGA
Molecule: messenger RNA, 2308 nt
Organism: Micropterus dolomieu (smallmouth bass)
Lineage: Eukaryota; Metazoa; Chordata; Actinopteri; Centrarchiformes; Centrarchidae
Gene: ngfra
Product: nerve growth factor receptor a (TNFR superfamily, member 16)
Exons: 6
Coding region: 116-1189 (357 amino acids)
Biological process (GO): Rho protein signal transduction
Cellular component (GO): cell surface; plasma membrane
Molecular function (GO): nerve growth factor binding; death receptor activity; coreceptor activity
Source: RefSeq, a predicted model, not a curated record